Molecule: messenger RNA, 1392 nt
Organism: Salvelinus namaycush (lake trout)
Lineage: Eukaryota; Metazoa; Chordata; Actinopteri; Salmoniformes; Salmonidae
Product: corticosteroid 11-beta-dehydrogenase isozyme 2-like
Exons: 3
Source: RefSeq, a predicted model, not a curated record
GAGAGCAGCCGUUCCGCUCUCUAGCAGCAUACGGAGCCUCCAAGGCAGCUCUCAACCUGUUCAUCAACACACUGCGCCACGAAAUGGAACCCUGGGGGGUCAAACUGGAACCCUGUGGGGUCAAAGUGUCCACCAUACUGCCAUCCUCAUACAAGACAGGUCAGUCCAGUAACCAGGAGUACUGGGAGCGUCAGUACAAGAGCCUGAUCCACAACCUGUCCGCAGGCCUGCUGGAGGAGUACGGGGAGGACUACAUCCACGAGACCAAGGAGCUCUUCCAGCGCUUCGCCCAGUCGGCUAACGAGGACCUGUCGCCGGUCAUCAACACCAUCAGCGAGGCGCUGCUCUCCCCCCGGCCUCUGGUCCGAUACUACGCUGGACCCGGCGUGGGCCUCAUGAACUUUGUUUAUAGUUAUUUCCCUCUGAGUCUCUCAGACAAGUUCCUCCAGAGACUAUUUGUCCAGAAGAAGAUCAUCCCACGAGCGCUGAGGAAAGAGAACAACAUCAACAACAUCAACAUCAACAACAACAACAACGACGAGAAGAUAGAGAAGUAAAAACAGCGAGAUGUUUGUUUGGAGGUUUAAUAAAAAGUGGAAGCUGUGAGACCACUUCCGUCAGGUAAAACACGCUCAUAGUGUGGGUGGUCUACUUCUGUUUGAAUAUUGUGGUUUAACGUUGGUGUUCAUGAUGAAGGGCUCAUUAUAUUGAUGUUUAUAUUGACGAAGGGGUCGUUGAAGAUGUAUUUGAGUGGCUUCCCCUCACCGGUAGACGGCAGACACCAACAUAGCUGGCACACAGAGACAUAUAUUUAAAGAGUUUGGCCCAACUUUUUGGAAACGGACGACAUGUUAACAUGCUGUAUGGUUUUGCUGGCACCAACACGGCUGGCACCAACACGGCUGGCACCAACACGGCUGGCACCACAGAGCUCUGGAAAUACACCAGUCUGUCACAUCACCUGGAAAUACACCAGUCUGUCACAUCACCUGGAAAUACACCAGUCUGUCACAUCACCUGGAAACACACCAGUCUGUCACAUCACCUGGAAACACACCAGUCUGUCACAUCACCUGGAAACACACCAGUCUGUCACAUCACCACAGAGGUCUGGAUUCAAGGACCUUAUAGAUGUUCGAUUAUGUUUGCUGAUGUUGUUUUUAAUUUGAACAGUUCGUCGUUGUGCGUCUCUUUGUAUUGUGUUUUUCACUCCACUGAAGGUUCUUCUUCAAUCAGAGUAGCGAUGCCAGUUCUUUUUCAUGAAUCACUGAAACUGUGAAUUUUACUAUAAAAAAAUAUUCUUAAAAAUAUUGUUAAAAAAAAAAUGUACUUUUUUUUCACCCAUUGUUCACCAAACUUUGGUAAUAUUAAAAGUUGACUUUUUAAAAAUCG